AUGUCAUCAACUCUUGAUCCUUCGAGCCUUGCUUCACUUCCUGCCUCUUCUCUGCUCCCGAGUUCCUGCUCAAAGGCAUCUGUGACCCCGGCUACUCCGCUUAUUGAUCAAACACCGCCUCUGCCAUCCCUUCCCCCACUUCCACUAUUGCCACCAUUGCCUCCACUUUCGAUAUUGCCUCCACUGCCACCAUUAUCUCUAGAAUCUACCAGCUGUGUUGUUCCCCGGGACCUUUCAAGCCUUGGAGGAGGUAUUGUUUCUUCCGCUGAUGCCAAUGUUUGUGGACGGCCGCCUUUCGUGUGUGAAGUCUGUGGAAAGCAGUUUGCUUUGCGAAACGUGAUUAACCGACACCGCCGCGAGCUUCACUAUGGCGUUCCCACUAAACACUGUCCACAUUGUCCAAUGGGUUACUUCCGUCAAUCGCACCUUGAUAAACAUAUUGCAUCUAAGCACAAGCAGCUGCCGCUAGGCUCUGCUACUGGUUCGAAUAGUGUCAACUCCGGGAGCACCAGUGGUAAACAACGGCGCCAGCUUUUGCCUGCUCUCAUGGGUUCCAGGCGGUCUGCACCACUUAUUGCUAGCCGGCUUGCUUCUGACCAGACAUAA
Molecule: messenger RNA, 606 nt
Organism: Protopolystoma xenopodis
Lineage: Eukaryota; Metazoa; Platyhelminthes; Monogenea; Polystomatidea; Polystomatidae
Source: the annotation of a GenBank genome assembly